AUGUACUCUAAAGCUGCUUUCGCUUUCGGCUUUGUCGCCGCCGCCUCGGCCCAGUCUGACAGCAGCACCGUGAGUACGGCCAGUAGCACCGACGUCGCCACCGUCCUCGUGGGCCCUGGUACCACUUCGACUGUCUCUCCUGCACUGUCUGUCACCGUCGACGCUGCCGUGAUCAACGGUAGCGUCAGCCCGUCUUCCUCCAGCAUCGCCUACACUUACUACAACACGACUGUUACUGCUAUCUUGGUUGUUGCGGAGCUCACUACCGUUUGUGGUGCUGCCACGACCUACAACUUUAAUGGCGUCGAGUAUCCAGCUACCGAAGGCCAGACUGUCACGGUUACUAACUGCCCUUGCACCAUUACUACGGCCACCCCAACCCUGACCUCGACCAUCUGCCCCGGCACACCGCGCGCCUCUCCCGCCCCCGCCCCGGUGCCCCCGGCCGUUGCUCCCCCGGCUAUCGUCGUCCCGCCAGUCAACAACAACGCCCCAGCCGAAACCCCAGCCCCUGUCAUCCCGCCCGGUGCGGCCACGCCCAGCACCUACGUGGCCCCGAGCGCCCCGACCUCGAGCGUCGUUGAGGUCUCCGGCGGCACCAGAAAUGCUGCGAUCGGCAUGGUCGGCACUGCCCUCGCCGGGCUCUUGGGUCUUAUCGCUAUGUGA
Molecule: messenger RNA, 666 nt
Organism: Truncatella angustata
Lineage: Eukaryota; Fungi; Ascomycota; Sordariomycetes; Amphisphaeriales; Sporocadaceae
Exons: 2
Coding region: 1-666 (221 amino acids)
Biological process (GO): fungal-type cell wall organization
Cellular component (GO): fungal-type cell wall
Molecular function (GO): structural constituent of cell wall
Source: RefSeq, a predicted model, not a curated record